Chara braunii is the source of this 3622-nucleotide messenger RNA. NCBI's taxonomy places the organism in Eukaryota, Viridiplantae, Streptophyta, Charophyceae, Charales, Characeae. The record is from the annotation of a GenBank genome assembly.
GCAGAACUCUGGAACGACACGGACUGCACAUUUGUGCCAUCCACUGCUCAGCGGGUGUAGGGGUGGAUGGCAGAUGAGGGCACACGGGACACGGGAGCGCCCGCAGGUGGCCAGAGACAACGGAUGGUCGACGCAGAGAGGGACGACAUUCAGGACGCCCUCGAUGAGGAGGAGGGCCGCGAGGGUGGGGCCAGGGAGGGGGCGGUUGCAGACGAGGCAGACGAGGCAGUCGGAGAGCCUAACCUGCCAGGGGAGGAGGUGGUGAUGACGUCGAGAGGCGUCGGUGGAGCGGGUCCUACUACUAGGGCGUCGCAAGGUGAGGUGGAGCGCGCGAGGAGGGAAAAGAGGACAGUGGGGCAGGCUAGCGUCGAGGUGUCUGACACGGGCAAGGAGAAGAGGGCUCGGCAGACCACGAUUGUCGAGAUGAACGUCAGGGAGAAGUUGGCCGAGUUCCAUGAUGCGUGGCUUCAGUGGAUCUACGUGAAGAAGUUGCUAUUCAACGCCUUCCGUGGUCCGGAGUUUCAGAGGGUGCGGCAGGCAGCAGAGAGAGUGCCUCGCUCUAUCCUGUUCCGGUUUCCCUCCUUCAGGGUUACACCGGGGGGCGGUAUCCCUUCGCAGAGGGUGAAGAUGGCAGCGAUGGUGCGCGAGGUGCGCGCCACUUUCCGGCACAGCGCUGCCACUAUCCUUUUUGACGGGAGGAAGUCGCGCAGCGGCAAGCCGCUCGUGAACUUCCUGGCCGGGGGCGCCAAUGGCGCCCUGCUGUACGCCACCGUCGCACGUGAUGGGUCGGUCCGAGACACAGCAAGCGUCAUGUACCGUAGGUGGCGGGCCAUCAUCUUGUCCUCUCAUGCAAAGGACGUGAUCGGCUUCUGCACAGACUCCGCCAGUAACUAUACGGCGACAGCGUGCAGAUUCGCCACAGACCCCGAGCCUGACAUUAGGAGGAUCACUUGGCUCCCCUGCUCCACUCAUGUCUGCAACUUGAUGUUGUCAGAUAUCGGGAUGCGAGUAGUGUGGGUCAAGGAGACCAUCAUCCGCGCUCGAGCGCUUGUGCGAUUUAUUAAAUCGCACGGCGCUGCUCACGCCCUGUUUAGGAAGUGGGUGCAGCGGCAGAUCCGAGACGGGGAGUUUUGGCAGCGUGUCCAUUACGCCAUCCUAGUCAUGUCGCCCGUCCACCAACUGUUGCGCAGGAUGGAUAGAGGUGGGAUGAUGAUGUCCGUCGUUUACGAGUGGAGUCAGCAUCUGCUGCAGUUGAUGAGGAGGGUCGACGUGCCGACGGACAUGAUCGAGCCGUGCGUGCGUGAGGUUGCCAUCCGCAACCUCCACAUGCUAGAGCCCGCGCAUGCCUCGGCCCACCUCCUCAACUCUCGCCGACGGUCCCUCAUGUAUUACCAUUCGCUGCAGACGACCGCCGAAGACCGCCUUGUGGUCGAGGAGUGCGACAGAUUUCUCCUGGCGCAGACCGGCGACGAUUUGGUCGGGUUAUUGUACAGGACCGUGAGGAACCAGAUGAGGGCGUUCCACUCGAGGCGAUGGGAUUGGGGAGAUCGUGAGCUCUUCGAUGCCGAGGCGGCAGAUUGCAGGGGGGACUGCGAGACCGAACGAUGUGCAGCGUGGUGGUUCGAGCAUGGACGUGCUUACCCGGAGUUGCGCACCAUCGCCAUCCGUGUCAUGCACUUGUGGAAGUCUGCCUCUCCAGCGGAGAGGAACUGGGCGGAGCACGAGCGCGUCAGCACGGCGAAGCGCUGCAAGCUUGGGUUCGCCAAGCUUGCACAGCUGGUUGAGAUUGCCGCCAAUCUCAAACUGGCCUCGUGCGCACGGCAGGGUGGUUGCUACGCGUUGCCAUGGGUUAUGGGGAGCGGUCGGGGAAGGACGGCGGCAGAGGAGGAGGAUGAGGAGGGAGAUGUGGAGCCCGAGGUGUGGGGAGCGCGACCUGAUGGCAGUGUUCCCGAGCAAGAGAUCCAGGGGCAGAUUGUCGCUUUUCGUGACAGCCGACCGUCCAAAGCCCGUUCGGUUCGGGACGUGUUCGGCAGCAAAGCGACGGAGCUGCGACCGUGGCCGGAGGGUGGGGAUGAUGUGGACGCUGCGGCGCCAGACGACGACAUCGACGACAACUGGACUGACGAUGAUGACACGCCGCUGAGUCGCGACCCGACGGCUGAGCGAGUGUACUUCACUUACGGUGGGGGUCGUGACGACACAAAUUCAUUCACAUCAGUUAUCACUGGUGUUGUGUCGUCGAACGCGCCAGCAAAUGGCAGCAGCAGAGCCGGCGGUGGUCAUGGAGGACGUUCGCAUGCGGAGGUUCGCGUGGAGGACUCGGGGGAGCAGCAGCCACGGGGAGGUCUUCGGCAGACAGGCAGGCGUUGGGAGGUUAGGAGCGACAGCGAGGCAGAGGGGGAGGCUGAGGAUGAGGAGGUGCCCCUUCGCGAUCGCAGAGACCGGACACAUGACGGCAAGGAUCGUGGGGGGGAGAGGACUCCUUUCGACGCCGGUAUCCGCCCCCGCUCGUCGUCGGUGCUCCGCACACAGGACUUCGAGGACAUAGGGCUUGGUGGGAGCUUGGGAGGUUUUAGUGUCGAGGGACGUCGACGUGCCUCACCGCAGGAUGUGCGCACAGACGAGGACGUUGAGCGGGGCCCUGUUGAGACUGAGGAGGAGAGGGAUGCCCGUUUGGACCGAGAGGAGGAGGAGCGGCUGAGGAGUUUGCCACAGUGGGAGGGUCGGUUCGCGUAUCUCGACGAGCAGCGUCGGCAGAGGGACUUGGAGACAGGAGGGGAGGGGAGCCGUGACGUCGACGACUCGGGUGUCCCUGAGGAGGCGGUUCAGGGGGAGUUCAAUUAUGAGAGGCAGGAUGCCGCCGUGGCUGUCCCUGAGGGGCAGGAUGUUCUCAUGGGCGGUGGGUCCCCUAGUGAAGGCCGUGGCGACAGUGAGACCGCGGGUGAUGAGGGACAGGAUGCCGCAGUGUGCGGCAGAGGAGAGGGUGGACCCGGUGGAGAUGGGGAUACUGCGGGUGUUGGUGGAGACGAUGAUCCGGACGGCGACGAUGACGACAACCACGGUCCGGAGGACGAUCCGUAUAGGCUCGCCUUGGUAUUGAGGGACCCCACAAUGCCUCCCACGCGCCGUGACGGCACAGCGCACACUUUCUUCGACGCCGACGCUUUGGCGCAUGCGUUGACGGAUGACCCUUUCGCACACCUGAGCCGCAAGAGCGGCAAGCAGCGGGCCCCUGGGAGGGUAUAUUCACCGCCGCCGUUCACAGUGCAGAGCCCUCACUGGUCGGGUUUGUCGCUUAGCGGCGUUAGAGGGAGGGAGUCCAGUGCGGGUGAGGUGGGGUCCGGCAGAUGCAGCGACGGCGACAGAGAUAGUGCUGGAUCGAUGCCUCCACCGCCUGCACGGACUUCGGAGGGCAGGGUUGACACCGGGGACCGGACGGUGGCACCCGGAGUUGCGCACAGUGGCGGUUUCCUGCCGCCAGUCCGAGGAGGUGUGGGUGGCGGAUGGUCAGCUGUUCGUCGGGUCGGGGACCGGUUGCGGGCGGAUUAGGACGCCGGGAGGGGCGUCUUCACGGGACGUGGGAAAUGGAACUUGGUGGAUAUGGAACAUGGGACAUGGAACU